UGGCUUUAACCUAAACAGAAAACCCUCCAUUAACCCAUCACACAGAAACACCUCAACCACCAUCUUUUCUAUGUUCUAGGAGCCUCCCCUGAGUUUUGAGACAUCCUCCACUGUCCACUCCAGACAGACAGAACCCAUAAUGACGUCCAGGAGGGAGAGUGAGAGGGGAGCAAUCAUCUCUCCAAGGAGUCACCGGCAAAGGACAUCAAAGGCAAGCCGGCUUCCUGAGGCAAGGAGAGAGCGACUGCAGAAGGACAAACCAAAAACAAUAAAGGUUAAGGUAGAGCAGGAGGCAGAUGUGAAGGUAAAAUCCACUGUGGUGGACAUAGACAGAGUGAGAGAUGACCAGGUCAAGGAGGAGAACCUGGGGCCCCUGGAGGCAGCAGAGCAGGAAGAUGGUUUGAAGAGCAUGGGCCUGGGAGUGUUUGAGUGGCUGCUGAUGGUUUUUGUCUUGGCUCUGGUCCUCAUCUUACUCCCUCUGUCCAUCUGGUUCUGUGUCAAAGUAGUGAGGGAGCAUGAGAGAGCUGUAGUCUUCAGACUUGGUCACCUUCUGCGUGGAAGACCCAGAGGCCCAGGUCUUCUUUUCUACCUCCCAUUCAUUGAUGUGUGUCACAAAGUUGACAUCCGACUGAAAAUGCUGAAGGUUCCUCCUCACACGGUGGUGACAAAGGACUUGGUGAGGCCAGAGCUGAGUGUGGUGUGUUAUUACCAAAUAGAGAACAUGGCUCUGUGCAGCACAGCCCUGUCUAGUCUGACCACAGUGUUGCAGACUGUUGUCCAGGCAGCGGUCAGAGAUGUAGUCGCCCAACAUGCAUUCAGCCACGUCCUGCUGCAAAGGAGAAGGAUUGGUCAGCAGAUACAAGCAGCUGUUGACUCUGUCACUUGCCGCUGGGGCAUCCAUGUGGAGAGAGCAGACAUAGACGAGUUCAGUUUUCCCAUGGAGUUACAACAAAGUCUGGCUGCUGAGGCAGAGGCCAAGAAACAACAGCAGGCCAGAGUAAAAGCAGCAGAAUCAGAGACCACUGCCUGGGAGAGUUUGAGGGCCUCCUUCCGUCACAUGCAUCCAGCCUUGGUCCUUCCAUUCCCCCCAGAUGUCCUCAAUCUGACCUCUGACCACUCAGCCUUACCUCCACCUCCACCUCCACCGCCUCCUGCUGUGGAAGAAGAAGAGGGGAAAAGUACAGAAGGGGACCAAGAAACAGACUCACCAAUGAUGUGA
Messenger RNA from Solea solea (common sole), 1219 nucleotides. RefSeq names its product NPHS2 stomatin family member, podocin (gene nphs2). Gene Ontology annotation, cellular component: plasma membrane. The coding region runs from base 140 to 1219 and encodes 359 amino acids. The transcript has 7 exons. The record is from RefSeq and is a predicted model, not a curated record. NCBI's taxonomy places the organism in Eukaryota, Metazoa, Chordata, Actinopteri, Pleuronectiformes, Soleidae.